This is a messenger RNA of Drosophila arizonae, 1911 nucleotides long. RefSeq lists its product as uncharacterized. NCBI's taxonomy places the organism in Eukaryota, Metazoa, Arthropoda, Insecta, Diptera, Drosophilidae. The record is from RefSeq and is a predicted model, not a curated record. Gene Ontology annotation, cellular component: Cdc73/Paf1 complex. Gene Ontology annotation, molecular function: DNA binding; RNA polymerase II C-terminal domain phosphoserine binding.
UAAAACAUCUCCCAAUGCUUAGUUUGCAGACCCGCAAACGUCAUCUGAGCUUCACAGAAGAUCUGGAUGAGGAUGAAUUGCUUAACACAAAUGCCUCUGAUGCGGCGGACCGGGCGAGACUGCAGCGGGAGACCAAGUUGUUUAAGCGUAGCCUGAAGCGAGAGAAGUUGCUCUACCAGUGGGGAAUCAAGUGCGUUAUGCUGCAUAAAGAUAAGACCGACAAUGCUGAGCACAGCACCUGUGUCGACUAUGGCUAUAAGCACAUAACAGCAGAUGAUCGGGAACAGGAUCAAGAGCGAGAACAGGUGGUGGAGCAACAGCCACAUUUAAAGCAACAACUACAGCAGGAAGCAAAGCUUCUAUUUCAAAUGCUUGAUCAGCGUGAUCAAGCUAAGGACGAUCCAGUCAAGCCGCGAGAAGUUUACUCAGAUGAGUCGAAUGCCAGCUCAGAUGACGAGGGCUACAUGGAUGCCAGCCACGCGAGCAGUGAGCCAGAGACGUUUGUCAGUUCCCUGGCGGAGCUGAGCAAGGCGCUGCUCACGCGCAACCAGCUGGAGAGCUUGCUCGACAAGCCCAGCUUCGAGCAGACGCUGAUUGGAUGCUUUGUUCGGAUCAGCCUUUCCGGCAUACCCACCAACCAGCCGACAGUCUAUCGGCUCUCUCGCAUCGUGGCCGUCGAGCACACCGACCAGGAGUACGUGUUGGGCAAUCAUCGCACAAAGGUCAAGCUACAGCUGAAGCACGGCCGACAUCUGCGCAGCUUCCAAAUGGAUGGCAUCUCCAAUCAGCCGGUGCUGGACAACGAGUUCCUCUUGUGGCUGGAUGCCUGCCAGCGCGCUGCCCAGCCCCUGCCCAGCGUCAAUAGCAUUAACAGGAAGGAGAAGGACAUUGAGAGGGCAUUGAACUACUGCUUCACCGAGGCGGAUGCCGAGCUGAUGGUGCAGACCAAGCGGCGAGUUGGCCAGCAGCUCGUCGGCGCCGCCUACCGCAAGGUGUGCCUCAUCAUGGAGGAGGUCAAUAAGCUCGAGAAGCUAAUCAAACAGAUAGACGAGCAGUCACCUAUCGAGCAUCAGCGCGACAAACGAAGGCAGUACAUGAGCCUGGCGGCCCCAGUUCCAGUGAGAAUAUCCAGCCUGGAGCCCGUCUCUAGAACCAAGCCAACCACGAAAUUCGACUGUCAGCAGUACAUAAGGUGCAGGUACAAGAGAUUCGCCCACCUCAACAAACUGCAGUUGAUGCAACAGAUGCGAAAGCCAAUCGAGGACGCGACUUCGGCCGCAGCUCCAAGCACUGACCUGGAACAGCUGAACGUGAUUACAGAGAAUAUAAGUAAAGAGAAAUUGGAUAUGUAUGAGUUGCACAAUUUCGAGGUCAACUUGGAUGUGAGCAGCCUGAUGCCAUUCAGUGAUAUAUGCGCAGAGAUCGAAGGCGUGGCAUCAGAGCCGAUUGUCCUAUGGACAAAAACCAGAACCUGUACUAGAAAUUAACACAGGCAACCCAGCCCUGGGCACCCUCUGGGCAAUCACCAAAAAUUGGAAAAUUUCAAAACACUCUACGUUUCUAAUUGCCCAGCCGCCCAGUCUGAGGACCUGCCAGCCAAUCURCCAGACAACCAACCAACGAACCAAGCAGGACAUCGAUUGCCAAAAAUAUGAAUACAGGCUCUAACUCUGUCCGCUGUUGCCUGUUGCCUGUUGCCACCGCGACAUGUCAACACUGUGUGUAGCCAAAGGGGAGGCGGGAGCUCCAUCUGGUUUGGGGCCUCCAAUUCCAAUCAACCACAGCGGACACAUCAACAAUUCGUGCGCCGCCAAAAGCUUGUUCUAAUCCAAUCAAAUCUCAAAUGCGGUUGUUACCCAAUUCGUUUGGGGAGCGCACUACAACAUAGCCGCACAGUGGCACAAAAUUCGA